AUGGGAGAGUUGUGGUAUAUGGCAUGUAAUGUGGAGCAAACCCACUCUUCAAGUAUAAAUACACAGUCACAGGCUCAACUAAGUGCCUCUGUACCCCUGUGCUCAGUACUCAGCAAAGUAUCUAUGAUGUUUGGGGCUAACUAUGUGUUUUUGAAUUUUGGUCAGGCUUUUCAUUGCCGCAGGGUAAAGGCAUACCUUUUCAAUAAUUCGGUGAAUAUAACUUAUGGACCUCAUGAGGAGAGGAUGAUGCUCUCUGGAAUGCACACUGUAGUGGAUAUAUUCUGCUGCUGUUGCGGACAGAUUAUUGGCUGGAAAUAUGAGUCUGCACAAGAAAAGAGCCAAAAGUACAAAGAAGGAAAGUUUGUCCUCAAAAGGUACAACCCUUCAGUAAAUUAUAGUUGCUUCUUCGUGCUUAAUAUCCGGCUUGAAACUCUUCUCACUCGUCAAAUUUCCUGGGCAUGUUGAUG
This is a messenger RNA of Rhododendron vialii, 467 nucleotides long. RefSeq lists its product as uncharacterized. The record is from RefSeq and is a predicted model, not a curated record. NCBI's taxonomy places the organism in Eukaryota, Viridiplantae, Streptophyta, Magnoliopsida, Ericales, Ericaceae. The transcript is spliced from 4 exons. The coding region runs from base 1 to 465 and encodes 154 amino acids. Gene Ontology annotation, cellular component: ubiquitin ligase complex.